AUGGACCGUGCUUCAAAGUGUCCACAACUCAACGGAGCCAUUGUCCCAGAGAUUCGAGCUCUAAAUGCCACGACUAUUGUUGAGAGUCAGGUCCAACCGAGACUUUAUGGAAGACGAGGGGUUUAUAAUGCAAAUUGUGAAUGGAUGGUCAUCGUUGUCAAGAGAAAAGGCUGUAUCCUCCUGGACACCGACAAUAUUGAGUUCGGGUGUCAAGACAACACAAUUUUCUAUAACGGACACGAAGUGAGCAGUUAUGUGUGUGCCACAAGUGUCUUUCCCGAUUUGGAAAUGGUUAUGUGA
This is a messenger RNA of Caenorhabditis briggsae, 300 nucleotides long. The transcript is spliced from 2 exons. The record is from RefSeq and is a predicted model, not a curated record. Lineage: Eukaryota; Metazoa; Nematoda; Chromadorea; Rhabditida; Rhabditidae. Bases 1 to 300 code for a protein of 99 amino acids.